Labrus bergylta (ballan wrasse) is the source of this 1870-nucleotide messenger RNA. It is a transcript of the gene sike1, whose product is annotated as suppressor of IKBKE 1. The record is from RefSeq and is a predicted model, not a curated record. NCBI's taxonomy places the organism in Eukaryota, Metazoa, Chordata, Actinopteri, Labriformes, Labridae.
UGACGUUUCAGUUCAGUGUCAAACGGAAACGAAAGACUUGACAACAAUCCCGAGUGAAUAAUUCUCCUGUAAUUUAAUUAACUCCUCAAUCUGUUUCUUCCAGAUAUUUUCGAGGAUUCGAAAAGUUUUUAUUCGUCGCCUUGAAUACAUACAGUGACUUUAGUCGACAGCCAGCCACACUAACGCUAAAGCUGCGACAUUUUUAAACCAAACGUAAGCUGCUGUUGUUGUACAGGAGCUAGCUGUCGGUAUAGGAGUUCACACCUGUCAGUAAAUGGCCUGCACUCUUGAAAAAGUGUUGGGCGAUGCCCGGACCCUUCUGGAGAGGCUGAAAGAGCACGACACGGCCGCAGAGGGACUGAUAGAGCAGUCCGGGGCCCUCAGCCAGAGGGUGCACAGCAUGAAAGAGGUGGGGAAUGCCCUUCCUGACAAGCACAUAGAAGACACUUCAGAGAUCCAGGAGCUGACCAAAUACAAGCCUCAUGUCCUUUUAACUCAGGAAAACACACAAAUCAAGGAACUGCAGCAGGAGAAUAAAGAGCUAUGGUUGUCUCUUGAAGAGCACCAGUAUGCACUGGAACUGAUCAUGGGUCGAUACCGUAAGCAGAUGCUCCAGCUGAUGAUGGCCAAGAAAGAGCUGGACACUAAACCUGUGCUCACCCUCCACGAGGACCACGCCAAAGAAGUGCAGAGCCAAUUGGAGCGAAUAUGUGAGAUGGGACAGGUGAUGAGAAGAGCGGUGCAGGUGGAUGAUCAGCACUACUGCUCUGUUAGAGAGAGGCUUGCACAGCUAGAGAUUGAGAACAAGGAGCUGCGAGACCUCCUGGUCAUCAGCAAGGCCUCGGUGAAGACAGCGAGAGAAGAAACUAACCAGCCAACAGCAGCACAAGAACAAAAAGAGUCCCCUGAGCCAGCAGACGACGAGUAAACAGAGCAACUCUGAAAUGAACUGUGAUCGUGAAAAUGACACCUUCAGGACCAGGAGACAGGGUGGAUGUUCUCUUUACCUAAAAUCACCACAUUAUUUUUUUAUCUUAAGGUGGAAUGCAGUCAAACCACAAGCAUAUUUUUUAUUAGUGAAGGCCCCUCAAACACAGCACCUUCUUUACCUUUGGGAUCUCUGUUGAUGGUAGCUAUUGUUAAUAUGUGUUCAGCAUGGGAUGUAUCACUGCAGUCUUGUUGGAGUGACAGUCACACUUUCACCUUGAUAUUUUAUAAAAUGUCUUGGUCAUCGCUCAAAGAGCUAUGAAUGGUUUACUCUUAACGGAAAUGGUCUCUACCUCUUUGAUGCCCCUUUGCUGUUCACACACACACACACACACACACACACACUCACAAAGUGUUUGUUAUCAUCCAUGCUAUUUCUUCACUUGAAGUCCAACUUGUGUUCUUCACAAUGUUUGGAGGUUGUGCUUGAUAAUCACUGCCAACAAUAUGUCUUUGGCUGUUUCACAGUAUGCCUGCUAAGGAGUGACAGUGGAUCAUUUAUAUGUGAUUGUCUGAUCAUUUUAUGAAUUUGAUAUGUCUGUCAGUCAGUUUGUAGAGUUCACAGAUAACAACAACAUAUUUUCCAUGUUUCGUAUUUUGAUUCUGUGCAUUAAAUACUAGUUUUGUAAUUUUCAGAUUUGGAUACAGAGUAAUCGAGCUGAUGGAACAUCUUUAUUUAACUAUUUGAAAACAUGGCAACUUCUAUUGUAAACGGUAUCAAAUGUUUGAAGACUGUAUAUUGUGAGAAAUUAAAUAUUGUCAUCUCAGGAAAUCAGUGUUAAAAGGGUGGACAUGCUGUAAUGACUUCAUGACAGUUUACUGAUCUGUGUCAAAUGAGAUUUCGUGUAGAAACUUAACAAUAAAUUUGCAACAAAAAAACGUA